CCGCGGAGGAAAGUGCGCGCGCGAGCAUUAGUGGAUGGCGCGGAGAGGAGCACGAGGCUGCUGCGUGCUGUAGCGCCCGCGGAGCGUCUCGCGCUGCUGCUGCUGUGUCUGUGUUGGGGAGGCGACAGUGGCACGAGGGGGCAGCUGGAGCCCCGCGCGCGCGCAGGCAUGGAGGCUCGAGCCGGUGUGACGUCGUGAUCGAUGGAGCUGCAGUGAGGAGGAGGAGGAGGAUGAUCUUCAUGCUCAGCGGCGCUGCUGUGGUGAUGGCCAUCGCGUGCUGCUUGGACAUGAACGCGCUGCUGGACCGCUUUCACAACUACAUCCUACCGCACGUGCGCGGGGCGGAUCGCGUGUGUCACUGCACCUGUGGCAGAGACCGGGUGCAGUACGUGAUCCCGUACGAAGGCUCCAGCUCGCUGGACAGGGAUGGGCCAUCAGGGGGCAGUAGUGUCACAAAGCAGGAAAUGGACCUGGUUCUGGGGCUGCUCCUGGGCUUUAUAUUCAGCUGGAUUCUGCUGUGGUUGGACGGAGUUCUUCACCGGGUUCUGCGGGCCUGGAGAUCCCGUCGACAGCAAGACGCGUGGCGAUCGUGGAAGUGGGUGACCCGCGUGUGUGACGUGAGGGAGCUGCACCGGCGGCUGCAGCUGCGCAGGCCGGACGACACGGGAGGAAACAACGUGGUGCAUAUCAAACAGAAACACUACCACAACGGACACCCGAGCCCUCGCAGACUCUAACACACUCACACACACCCACACACACUUACAAUACACACUAACAUUGCAACGGGUACCUGAGCAAGACGAAUCUACCUGCAGUUACAGACAAUAAUGUGGCUUCAGUGUUAGAAUCACACACUUACUGUGCUAAUUAAUGCUGCGUUCCAUUUCCCUCUAUUUAAAAUUCAAAAAGCUGAAAAUGAAAAUUUUCUUGAGUUCCUUGACAUUUCUGUUAAACAUUCCCAUAAUUUUAUCACAAAUAAAUAAACAUGAAGACUUGAUAGUUUACCACAUCUGUUUAACUGUUGGCUAAUUAAUGGCUAAUUCAGCCAAAAUAAAAAUGCAGCCACUCUUUUUAUGUCCCAGAUUAGCAUUGUUAGCAUUUAUAGCAAUGCAAUUUUUAUAACAAUGUGUCAGAAACAUGCUGAUAGAUAAAGGUCGGACAGACACUACUGUAGGUACGACUGAUCUAAUGAGACACAAAUAGAUUGAUAUACAGUGAUAACACUACUGUUUUACUACUGUAGAUGUGCAUUAGCAUCCAAUUUGACUUUCCAGUUGAAGUUUUUUUCUGGAAGCUAAUGCUGUGCUAAUGUUGAGCAGCAAUGCAAAAGCAUAACAGCCCUGCUGAAAACGGCUAGUUUAAGAUAGCACAAGCUGGAAUUGAAUUAAGGGUCAAGGUGGUCAAAAAGCUGCUCAAUACAGUCAUAAAUUUCCCCAAUUUAGAAGAUCAAUUAGACAAACUCUCACUAAAGCCCUAUCCAGACGGAAUAAGUCUCUAAGGGGGACGUCUGUCAAAUAUUUAAACUCAGAGAUGUGUGUCCGGGCGGGACUAAAAUUACUGGAGGACCACGGAGUUCAGAGAAAAACAGUAGAUAAUUCAGCCUGUAAUUUUCUCAGAGGACGAUAAAAGAGAGAAAACUACCCCAGAACCCCCUGAGAAACUAAUCCCAGGCUUAGGACUUUCCCAAAACACUAGCAGUGCUCCCAACAUCAGCUAACAGACGCCUGUGCUGACCAACAUCACCUUGGUAGUGAUGUAGGGAAGAGCGCCAUCUACCCACUCAGAGAGAGAGAGCACGGCCAAUUGUGCUCUCUCUGACUCCGGCUGCUGAUGACGAGCAGCAUGAACUGAUAUUCGAACCAGCGAAUGUUACGGUUAACGUUUUCAUGAUGUUCUUAGAUUUUUUUACUAACGUUGCUGCAACAUUACUUGAGUCAUUGUUUUAGUUUUUAGUUCCCGUAAUAUCACUUUUAAUGUUUCCAUAAUGUUAGUAGGCUGUUUAUCUAGCUGGAAACAUGUGUUUAAUAUUGUUGUUAUGGCUACCUUUAUUAUGUCGUCACACGUUUCCAUAACGUUCCUGGAACAUUUAUACUGUAACAUUACAGGCUGACUUUCUUGAAACCUUUUAAAACUCUAAGGAAAUGUUCUUCUAUCCUCUUCCGUUAGCUUGGAUAUUAGUAAGGCAUGGUCUAUCAGCAUGUCCAACUUAAAGCUUAACUUAAAUUUAGAUGAUCUUUCAAGCUGUUAAUGAGCUUAUAGUUCAGAAGAUCCAGGAACGUUUUAGAUAGAAAUAUAUCCAGAAAUAUGUGUGUGUUUAGCAUUUCUGUGAGAGAGUGUUAAUGUUGGUAGGGUUUCUAUAGGGAAAUAGGUUAAAUACCACUGGUCCAUACAACAGCUAGGGGGCGCUAAACUGAGGCCACUUAUACUGAAACUGCAGGGUUAGAACUGCUGCUGGCACACAAACACACACACACACAUACAUAAAUAUAUGUAUAUAUAUAUAUAUAUAUAUAUAUAUAUAUAUAUAUAUAUAUAUAUAUAUAUAUAUAUAUGUAUAUAUAUAUAUACAGCUCUGGAAAAAAAUAAGAGAGCACUUCAUUUUCUGAAUCAGUUUAUCUGUUUUAUUCUAUAAACUACAGACAACAUUUCUCUCAAAUUCCAAAUAUAAAUAUUGUCAUUUAGAGCAAUAAUUUGAAGAAAUUAACAAAAAAGAUGCAGAGCUUUCAAACCUUAAAUAAUGCAAAGAAAACAAGUUCAUGUUCAUAAAGUUUUAGAAGUUUUAAGAGAUUUAGAAGAUAAAUAUUUGGUGGAAUAAUCCUGGUUGGUUUUUAUUCACAGUUUUUUUUUCAUGCAUCUUGGCAUCAUGUUCUCCUCCACCAGUCUUACACACUGCUUUUGGAUAACUUUAUGCUGCUUUACUCCUGGUGUAAAAAUUGAAGCAGUUCAGUUUGGUUUGACGGUUUGUGAUCAUCCAUCUUCCUCUUGAUUAUAUUUGAUUUGGUAAAAUCAAAGAAACUCAUCCUUAUUUUUUAGUGGUCUCUUAUUUUUUGUUCCAGAGCUGUAUAUAUAAAUAUAUAUAUAUAAAUAUAUAUAUACAUAACGACCACAGCAGGCCACAGUGCCCACCUGUACACACAAACCCACGCAGACUCAACUCAGAGUCACUUACAGUGGGAGCUGCAGCCCACACUGGAAUACACACGAUCACACACACACACACACGUACACACUCAGCCCUGUGCUCACAGGCUGUGUGUAUUGUAACGACAGCAGGACUGAAGGCCUGGUGUAAAACAUCCAGCCUAGCAUCAGCAGCUCUCCGCUUCACUUCGAACAGGGACCGGACCCAACUUGCACUUUUUUCUGCCCGAGGUAUUAUUCCAUUUUUGAUGAUUAGAUGUUUAUUUUGCUUGCUAACGUCUGUUUUUACGAGUUUUGUGGGUAGUGUUAGUUUUGUACAGCCGGGGAUUGUGGGAGUUGUGGGUGGGGGUGGAGAUAUACGGACUCAGGAUUUGCAUUUUUGUAAAGGGUGGGGGAAUUUGUGUAUUAAGGGGAAACAUUUUGUGUCUAUUUUAGGAGUAAAUAAAAGAACUGCAUGCCCACAAAACAACUUUAGUACUGUGGUGCAGUUUCAACUGUUAAUGGUGCGACAAAAUAAAACACGGGGUAGAUAUCUUUGUGUGGCAUCAUCAGCAUGGGCAGGUUCCUCCUAGAUCUCUUGCUGUAAAUGGAUUUGUUGUACAUGGGUAUUCUAGAACCGUCUGAUGAAGUUCUGUUUGAUUUUUUUGUUUCUAUUUAUUAAUGACUGAUUUAUUUUUCAGUAAAAUCAUGUGUUGUUGUGGGAUAACAAAUGUCUGCAUCUAAAAAGCUGUUAAAGGAUGAUUCUAGUUUAAGCUGGAGGAGAAACGCCUCCUCUUCGUUUCCAGACCGUCUAAAAACGGAGAUGUUCGUGAAGAUGUUUGUGUGUGUGUUUGAUUAAAAGGUGAUUAAAAGGAGAUGAACCGUAAAUCAA
Messenger RNA from Astyanax mexicanus (Mexican tetra), 4015 nucleotides. It is a transcript of the gene tmem240b, whose product is annotated as transmembrane protein 240b. The transcript is spliced from 4 exons. Bases 231 to 737 code for a protein of 168 amino acids. Lineage: Eukaryota; Metazoa; Chordata; Actinopteri; Characiformes; Acestrorhamphidae. The record is from RefSeq and is a predicted model, not a curated record.